AUGGGUGUGGGCUGGGAGGAAGACAAGCGCUGUGUGACCUACGGUUUGGAGCCGUUCGUUUUUGAUCCUGGUCCUCAAACAUCUCAGGAAGAGCUUGCACGCGAUGCAGAGAAGCGCGUGCGGUCCGACAAGCGCUUCCGUGAGGUCCUCAGCAAAGAGAAGGCUGCAAUCACCGCAGUCCUCCAAGGGUGCUUGGAGAAGGUGAACGGCCAACUCGAAAGAGGCGAAGAAGUUUGUCAGAAGGCUCAUUUUCCUUUGCUGAACCCUCGAGACUUUGAAGACAUGGAAUCCUUUGCUCGCCAUGACCACUUCACCGUCGACUUGAGGAUUGACAAGGUCGAUGAAUCUUUGCAGAAGCUUGUAAGCAGUCUGCUUGGAAUUGUCUGGACCAACAUUCAGGUUGAAAAUGAGACGAAGGCCAAGUCCCUCGAACGCUUCAGCCAGGCCCUUCAAGAGCGCAUGGAGACAUUGGAGUACCACUUGAACGACCGUUCCAGGCAGUUGUCCAACUGCAGGUAUGCAUACUUCCUGGAGAUCACACACUUACGCAACCAGCUCUACAUCAAGAACCAGUCCGAUGAUGAGAACUUUGAGCCUGUGGAGGCUUACUUUUUCGAUCCCACGGAGUACUUAGAGGAGGAGUUGCGCCAACAGCUGAACGAUAAGAUCACUUUGAGCGUGAAGGUUUACAAGGAGAAGCUGAAUGCCAAAUGUCGAGAAGUUGCUGAUUUGGAGCUGCAGUUGGAAACUCUUCAGGCUUUGAACGCUCAGCGGAACGAUGAUAACCUGGAGAAUUACUUGCAGAUUGCCUGCAAUAAACAUGGCGCGAAGAACGUCGUAGAGACUCUGGCACAAUUGGCCGAAAAGGAAAUGCACCAAUGGGCACAGAAUGUUCGAGGUGGUAAAACGCCGCAAGCCAACGCCGAAGGCUUGGAAGGUUCCUUCUCCCCAGCGCGACUGGAGCAGAUGAGGCAGGCCAUGAUGCAGGCAGCACAGGAGGCAGAAGAAGAACGUGCCUUGAGGCGACAGGCAGAGGAAGCCUUGAGAGAAGCACAAAAGGAGUUGGAAGAACUCACGAGAGCGCUGGAAGAACAGAAGCUCAACGAUGCAGGAUCAAACUGCAGCUUGAGAAGGAGCGCAGCAAAAGUGCAGAGCUACAACUGCUGCAGGCUUGCUCUUCAGACUUGUCGAUUGCAGUUCAUUUUUGAAAGACAUGGCUUCAGUCUCCUGGUUUGA
Molecule: messenger RNA, 1236 nt
Organism: Durusdinium trenchii
Lineage: Eukaryota; Dinophyceae; Suessiales; Symbiodiniaceae
Source: the annotation of a GenBank genome assembly